AUGACCACCUCUGAAUUUUCGGCUGCCAUUAACCACAGCGGCUACACCGACAAUGUGUACUCGGGCAAGCAAGAGCACCGCGUCCAGGUCUGCGGCAUCCUUGAGAAAGAGGGCGAGAUUCCCAGCCACGCCAUUGAGGGCGAGGUUGCCUGGUUCUACGACGUCCUGGGCCUCGAUGAUAUGUACUUCAUGCGUGAGGAGCCUAGCACUGUCGCCGAGCACAUCACGGCGAUAUACGGCUCCGAGCUGUCCAGCAACAAGAUGGGCAAAUCGAUCAGCGUCUCCCUCGCUACCCGCCACGAGAACAGCGCCAUGUUCAUUCACAAUUCGACACCCGGCAUUUCCAAGACUGACGGCGACAAUUUCGAAAAGAUGAUUGACACCGAGUACCUGGAUAUCAGCGUGGCCGAGAAGGCAUACCGCGUUGAGUCAUACCGCUCGCGUGGCAAGGUCUCCAAGAGCCUCGACGCGUCGCUGCGUACGUACUUUGUCAACGCCUGCGAGUUCGUCAACCCCGACCCACAGGGCGACGCCGUCAACGACAUCAACCAAGUGUCUGACCGCACCUUUUUGGCCAAGGCCACGCCCAGUGUGCUCGAUCUGUACGGCAGCGUGGUCUCCAAGGUUCUCACCCGCACCGGUCCGGUCAUCGUCUCGGACGAGCUGCCCAGCGGCGAACACCGCAUUGUCAUCGGCUACCGCCAGCGCAGCACACAGGGCUACUUCUCAGCGCUGUCCGACCUGUACCACUACUACAGCAUGUACUCGUCGCGCAAGUACGUCGAGCAGUUCUCCAACGGCGUGACUGUCAUCAGCCUCAGCGCAUCGCCCGUGCUCAGCCCCGCAACCUCGCCGACGUCAAUCGAGGACAACGUCAACCAGAUCAAGAAGGAAGCCAGUCUGCUGUUCUGCAUCCCCAACACACCGUUCCAGAACCUGUUCAAGACCGGCGAGCUGUCCGUGCAGGAGACCGUGUAUGGCUACACCGUGUGGAUCUUCGCCCAGCACUUCCUCAACCGCCUGGGCAACGAGUACGCAACGCUCGUUGAGAUCCUCAACCCGACUGACGCGACCGCCGUUGAGGUGCUCGCCAAGCUCAAGAAGCGCCUACGCCAGGAGACUUUCACACGCGAGCUGAUACUCGACAUCCUGUUGCGCCACCGCGAGCUGCUCAAGGACCUGUACGCCCACUUUGCACAGGUGCACCAUAUUAACACCGCGUCGCCCACCACCAGCGCCAAGCGCCUGGUCAGCGAGUUGAAUAACGAUCUGCACGUGUCACUGUCAGCUCAGCGGCUACAGGACACCGUGCCCCUGAGCACCGAGGACCUGCGCGUCAAGAUCGCACGCGUCACGACUAACGAGCAUGACGCAAUGGUGAUGCGCGCGCUGCUCGACUUCAACGAGAAUGUGCUCAAGACCAACUUUUACCAGCCAACCAAGGUUGCGCUCUCGUUCCGCAUGGACCCGAGCUUCCUGCCGGCAAUCGAGUACCCUGUCAAGCCUUACGGCCUGUUCCUGGUCAUCGGUAACGAGUUCCGCGGCUUCCACGUGCGCUUCCAGGAUGUCGCCCGUGGCGGAAUCCGCAUUGUACGCUCGCGCAACGCCGAGGCGUUUUCGAUCAACCAGCGCACGUUGUUUGACGAGAACUACUCGCUGGCGUCGACGCAGCACCGCAAGAACAAAGACAUCCCUGAGGGCGGCUCCAAGGGCACGAUCCUGCUUGGCAUCGAGUCCCAGGACAAGGCGUUUAUUGCCUUUGAGAAGUACGUCGACGCCAUGCUCGAUCUUCUGCUGGUUGGCCAGUCGCCGGGCAUCAAGAACCGCCUGGUCGACCGCCUCGGCCGCGACGAGAUCCUGUUCUUUGGCCCCGAUGAGGGCACUGCCGGCUACAUGGACUGGGCUAGCCAGCACGCUCGCAAGCGCGGCGCUCCAUUCUGGAAGGCCUUCACCACAGGCAAGAGCCAGACCCUGGGCGGUAUCCCCCACGACACGUACGGCAUGACCACGCGCUCCGUGCACCAGUACGUCCUGGGCAUCAUUCGCCAGUUGAACCUCGACGAGUCUGCGUGCACCAAACUGCAGACCGGCGGCCCCGACGGCGACCUGGGCUCCAACGAGAUCAAGAUCAGCAACGACCGCACCACUGCCGUUGUCGACGGCAGCGGUGUGCUCUACGAUCCCCACGGCAUUAACCGCGAGGAGCUCACGCGCCUGGCUCUGGCGCGCCAGAUGAUCCAGCACUUUGACACCUCCAAACUCAGCCCCGAGGGUUUCCGCGUGCUGGUUGACGACUUCCAGGUGACUUUGCCCAACGGCACGCUCGUCCAGGAUGGUCUGUCGUUCCGCAACGUUUUCCACCUUAACAAGUUGGCUGCCGCCGACUUCUUUGUCCCCUGCGGUGGCCGUCCCGAGUCCAUCGACAUUAACAACAUCGGCUUGCUGUUUGAUGCCGAGGGCACUCCUCGCUUCAAGUACGUCGUCGAGGGCGCCAACCUCUUCUUCACGCAGGAUGCGCGCCUGCGCCUGGAGAAGGCCGGAGUGCACCUGUUCAAGGACGCCUCAGCCAACAAGGGCGGUGUCACUUCGUCGUCGCUCGAAGUCCUCGCCGCGCUGUCCUUCACGGACGCCGAGUUCGGCCGCCUGAUGUGCAAGCAGGCCGAUGGCACUCUGCCCUCCUUCUACCAGGAGUACGUCUCGGAUGUGCAAAAGUUUAUCGAGGCCAACGCCGCACGCGAGUUUGAGUGCCUCUGGAACGAGUCCAAGCGCACGGGUAAGCCCAAGAGCAUACUCUCAGAUGAGCUGUCGGUUGCCAUUGUCGAGCUCCGCAAGAGCCUUGAGAGCACCGACCUGUGGAACAACAUUGCCCUUCGCCGCCUCAUUAUGCAGGAGGCCCUGCCGGCCCGUCUGCUCAAGGAGCUUGGGCUUGACACCGUCCUCGAGCGCGUCCCCCUGAACUACCUCAAGGCUAUCUUUGGUGCCUACCUCGCGUCGCACUUUGUUUACGAGUACGGCACCGACCCGAGCCAGUUUUCCUUCUUUGAGUUUAUGUCAAAGCACACCACCAAGGCUGAGGCUGCCAACUGA
Kickxella alabastrina is the source of this 3087-nucleotide messenger RNA. Its product is annotated as Glutamate/Leucine/Phenylalanine/Valine dehydrogenase-domain-containing protein. The coding region runs from base 1 to 3087 and encodes 1028 amino acids. The record is from RefSeq and is a predicted model, not a curated record. Lineage: Eukaryota; Fungi; Kickxellomycota; Kickxellomycetes; Kickxellales; Kickxellaceae. The transcript has 3 exons. Gene Ontology annotation, molecular function: L-glutamate dehydrogenase (NAD+) activity. Gene Ontology annotation, cellular component: mitochondrion.